AAUUUUUUUUUUUGUUAUUAAACGUUAAAUUUUUUAUCUGGCCCAUAAACGAAGGAAAUGUGAACACGAACCGCGGUCCCAAUCGCGUAACACAUCGUGACAGUACGACGUUACGAUGGGAAAUCUAAGUAGAAAGAAUGAACGAUGAACAGUUAAAGGAGCGGCGAUCGGAUCACGACUCUCGAUUAAAGAACCGGGAAUCGUUCAAUCAGGCUCUGUCAGUUAACAAAUCGGUUCCACGUCGAACGACGACGAAUUCAAUUGGCGACAUCCCGAUUCGCGUGGGAGUUGUAUCGCGUGAUCGACUUUCGGCCUUCGGGCCGAUUGAGCGAGUGGUUGGCGAAUCGCGGCGACCGGUUUCCCCACUCGUCGGCCCCUCGACCGGUCGAGAAACGUCAAGUCGUCACUCGUCAACCAGUCGUCGUCGGUCGUAUUUUAAAUUUCCAUUUCGACUUAGAAACAAGAGAAAAUCCCCCGUUGCGACUGAAGUGGACAGAUGAUUAACAGUGAACGACGAUACGAAAACCUUUCACUCGACUCGCCGUUGUUGAAAGCUUUUCUCGCCGGAUCCCUCUCUGGAACUUUCUCCACGGUACUUUUCCAGCCGCUGGACCUCGUCAAAACAAGGCUACAAAACCAAAAUGCGGCCCUCUCCGGCACUGGGAGAGUGUCAUACUCGACUGGCAUGUUCCACGUUCUGAACAAUAUCUUGAAGAAGGAACAAUUUACAGGGUUAUGGAAGGGGAUGACACCGUCAAUAACGAGGACAGUACCAGGUGUGGGAUUGUAUUUUUCGUCAAUGCACUGGAUGACCCGUACUUUCACCGACGGGCAUCCUUCUCCCCUGCAGGCAGUCGCCAUCGGGAUAGUAGGAAGGACUUUCAGCGCAGUCUGCCUGAUACCAAUUACCGUGGUCAAGACGCGGUACGAGAGUGGUGAAUAUCCUUACAAGAGCAUCACCCAUGCGUUGCGCCUGAUUUACCAACAUGAAGGCUUGCGGGGUUUGACCUGCGGCCUGUUCCCCACGGUGGUGAGGGAUGCACCCUUCUCCGGCAUAUACUUGAUGUUCUACACACAGCUGAAAAAAGCAAUGCAUCCAGAGCUUCUUAAAAAUGAAUAUCAAGCACCAGUGCAGUUUAGCUGUGGAGUGGUUGCCGGCAUCCUUGCCUCUCUUGUCACACAGCCGGCCGAUGUGAUCAAGACCAAGAUGCAACUCUACCCACAUUUGUAUCCAAACAUCCAGUCAGUUAUUUUGCACUUACAUCGUCAAUAUGGAAGCAGGGGCUACUUCAAGGGCCUGGCACCUCGAAUGCUCCGCAGGACGUUGGUGGCUUCGAUGGCGUGGACUCUUUACGAGCAAGUCACAAGAGCAAUUGGCCUUAAAUAAAGUUACUGCUUGUUACUAUAACCCAUGAAGGGUGGUUUUGUCAAUUUCUCUGCUUGUACAGGGAAGCGCUUCCCGUAGUCGGGAAUUUUGGAAACUCUUGGCCUAUGCUAUGAAUACAAGAAGAAGCCGAGUUUGUGGAAGGAAAGCUAUAUCAUUCAGAUAAAUGGCACAAAGUAACACAAUUUCGUCCAACGAAUGAUGUAAUCAUUUUGUUUUGAUGUUGAAUGUCGAUUUUUUAUUAUAUAGUACUUGUAAUUUU
Molecule: messenger RNA, 1646 nt
Organism: Cimex lectularius (bed bug)
Lineage: Eukaryota; Metazoa; Arthropoda; Insecta; Hemiptera; Cimicidae
Product: solute carrier family 25 member 38-A-like
Exons: 5
Coding region: 497-1387 (296 amino acids)
Biological process (GO): glycine import into mitochondrion
Cellular component (GO): mitochondrial inner membrane; mitochondrion
Molecular function (GO): glycine transmembrane transporter activity
Source: RefSeq, a predicted model, not a curated record